CGCGCACUUGCUUCUCCCGUACAGGGCGUCAUUGCUGUUCCAUCGCGUCGUGACGGCAGUGUACACGCGCUCCCCACUCUCCGACGCGUCGCGUAGCAGUGCCUGGGCCAGCGCCCGCAGUCGCCCAACAUGACUACCUUCUCCUCCAUGUCCUUGUAUGCCCUGACGGUCAAGCAGCCGUCGGCGACACAGGACGCUAUCUCCGGGGACUUCCUUGGAAACGGCAAGCAGCAGAUCCUCACAGCCAACGGCUCGCGCCUGGCCAUCCUCGAGGUUUCGCGGCGGCAGAAGGGCUUCCAGGAGAUGUACUCCCAGGAUGUCUUUGGCAUCGUGCGUCGCAUCGCCAAGUUCAGGGUCGCGGGCGGCACAAAAGACCACAUCGUCAUAACCACCGACUCGGGUCGAUUAGUCACCUACGAGUACGUGCCGGACGAGCACAGCUUCAAGACGGUCCACUUCGAGACGUACGGCAAGUCUGGAAUACGGCGCGUCGUGCCGGGCGAGUACCUGGCGGCCGACCCGAAAGGGCGCGCCAUCAUGGUCGCGUCGACGGAGAAGAAUAAGCUCGUCUACAUCCUUACCCGCAGCGGUCACACGGACAUCGCCAUAUCCUCGCCCCUCGAAGCACACAAGCCACAAACACUGGUCUUCUGUCUCAUUGGGCUGGACGUUGGAUACGACAACCCCAUGUUUGCUACGCUGGAGGUCGACUACUCGGCCGCAGAGUCGGAUCCCUCGGGCGAGGCGUACGACGAGAUCAAGAAAGAGCUGGUCUACUACGAGCUCGACCUGGGCCUGAACCACAUUGUGCGCAAGUGGGCCGAGCCCGUAGAUCGCACCGCGAACACGCUCUUCCGUGUCCCAGGAGGCCCAAACGCACCAAGCGGAGUCCUUGUCUGCGGAGAAGACAGCAUUACUUACCGCCGCAUCUUCAACAACAAGUCGGGCGUGCACCGGCUAGCCAUUCCUCGCCGAGAGGGAGCCACAGAAGACCCGAGCCGCAAGCGAACCAUCGUUGCCGGCACACUGUACUCGCUCAAGGGCGGUGACUUCUUCUACCUGCUCCAGACCGACGACGGCGAUCUGUUCAAGCUUACCGUGGAAGCUACCGAUGGCGCAGUCGACAAGAUCAAGAUCAAGUACUUCGACACGAUCCCGGUCGCGACAAGCAUCUGCAUCUUGAGGGCGGGUUUCGUUUACGCUGCCUGCGAAUCGGGCGACCGGAUUCUGUACGAACUCGAGUCACUGGGAGACGAGACCGACGACCCUCUGUUCGACAGCAGUCAAUUCCCGUCAGACCCGCACGCAGCCUUCGCACCUCCAUUCUUCAAGCCACGCGCCCUGGUGAACUUGACCCCCGUCGAGACCAUCCCUAGCUUGAACCCGAUCAUGGGUAUGGAGGUCGCCAAUCCUGCGCUGGAAGAUGCGCCUCAGAUCUAUACCAUCAACGGCGCCGGUGGUCGCAGCACGUUCCGCACCACGAGGAACGCUUUGGAAGUGCUCGAUCUCAUCGAGUCACCGCUACCGCAGAACGCCUCCGAUGUUUGGACAACAAAGCUGACAUCGGAGGAUGAACAUGACACGCUCAUUGUCAUGUGUCUGCACAGCCGAACGCUGGUCCUCAAGAUUGGUGACGACGUCGAGGAGGCAGCGAACACUGGCUUCCUGGCUGACACAAACACUCUUGGCGUACAGCAGUUUGGAGAAGACUGCAUCAUCCAGAUCCACCCCAAGGGUAUCCGUCACAUCCAGGGCAUCUCGUUCCCCGACGAUGAUGCUAACGCCACACAUGCCAGCUUGACAGACUGGCAACCACCGGCGCACAGGACCAUUGUUGCAUGCGCUACCAACAACCGUCAGGUUGCUAUCGCGCUUAGCUCGGGCCAAAUUCUCUACUUCGAGUGCGAUUCUGAUGGUUCGCUUGCCAUGGCGGAGGAAGAAAUUGCUCUGGACAGCACCAUCAACUGUCUGACCAUGCCUGAUGUGCCCGAGGGCAGCGUGCGGGCUUUCUUUAUGGCAGUCGGCUGCAGCGAUCAGACGGUGAGGAUCUUCAACCUGAGUCCUGACAUGGAGGGCAACAUUCUGCGAAGCAUCUCCGUCCAGGCGCUCACAUCACCACCGAGCGAUCUGACAAUCAACAUGAUGGCCGACAAAUCACCGCGAGGCUACAGUCAGUACCUCCACAUCGGUCUGCGGAGUGGUGUGUACAUUCGAUCCGUUUUGGACGAGAUGACUGGUGACAUUGGAGAUACUCGGAGACGUUUCCUCGGCCCAGAACCUAUCAAGUUCGCCAAGGUAACUGUCGCUGAUGAGCCUGCCAUCAUUGCUAUGACCUCGAGACCAUGGCUCGGCUACACUCACCCACGGACUGGUGUUCUGCAGCUGACACCUUUGAACUACAUCCCCUUCAAGUCUGCCUGGAACUUCGAAGGCACACAGUUCAAGGGUAUCAUCUGUGUGAGCGCUGCUGAACUACGAAUCUUCACCUUUAACGACUUGACGGACAACACGACUUACGAGACAAUACCAUUGAAGUACACGCCGAGGAAAAUGGUCGGUCACCACGACCAGGGUGUCUUCUACGUCAUCCAAAGCGAGAACAACACCCUCAACGAUGCCACACGACAGAACCUUAUUCAGGAAGCGAAGGCCAAGAAGGCAAACGGUGUCAAGGCCGAGAAUGGAGCUGAUGGCGAGAUGGACAUCGACGGAGAGGCUGCUGGCGAUGAGCUUCCAGCAGUCGAAUUCGGCUACCCACGAGUCCAAGGUCGCUGGGCCUCCUGCAUUCAAGUUGUCGACCCCGUGACCGAGAAGGCCGUUACGCAUACGGUGGACCUGCCUUCAAACCAAUCGCUGGUCAGCGCUGCCUUGGUCUACUUCGACAGCCGUGGCGAGGAUGCCUUCCUUGCCGUCGGUACUGCGAAAGACCUGACUUUCACACCCUACAAAUUCUCUGGUGCGUCGAUACAGAUCUACAAGAUCUCACCGACAGGUCGCGAGCUUGAACUGUUCCACGAGACAGAUGUAAACGAGCCCCCGCUAGCUUUGCUCGCUUUCAAGGGCAAGCUCAUCGCUGGCGUUGGGCGAAACCUUUGCCUUUACGACUGCGGUAUGCGCUCGCUUCUUCGAAAGGCGCAGGCCUCGAACUGCGUGAGCACUCGCGUCACGGAUAUCAAGACCCAGGGCAGCCGCCUGGUAGUCUCCGACCAAGUUGAGUCCGUCACAUACGUUGUCCACAAAGAUCAAGUCCACCCCAACCGACUGAUCCCCUUCGUCGAUGACACAAUCUCGAGGCAUACGACCGCCACCGAGAUGCUUGACUACGACACUACUGUUGGUGGUGACAAGUUCGGCAACAUCUGGCUUGUACGCUGCCCACAGAAGGUCUCGGAGGGAUCCGACGAAUCACCCGACGGUUCUGACUUGCUCGUCGACAAGAGCUACCUUGGUGGCACAGCGAACCGACUCGACCUCGUCACACACUACUUCGCCAACGACAUCCCCGUGUCGAUACAGAAGACCAUCCUUCUGUCCGGUGGUGAGCGCAUCAUCUUCUGGGCCGGUCUGCAAGGCACACUGGGUGCCCUCAUCCCCUUCACAUCACGAAGGCAGCACAAGAUGUUCCAGCAAUUGGAGCUGCAGCUCCGGUCCGACGAUCAGCCGCUGUCCGGUCGCGACCACCUGGCUUUCCGUAGCUACUUUGCUCCUGUCAAGAGCACCAUCGAUGGCGAUCUGAUCGAGCGUUUCUUGGUCCUGUCAAGGGAUAAGCGCGAGAGCAUUGCCGCACAGCUGACGGGUGCUGAAUGGACGCCGGGUAUGAUCGAUGAAGCGAUCUGGAACAUGCGGGGUCUGUACGCCUUCUAGAUGAGCUGGAAUCGUUGGUGUAGACUUGCAUGUGCCUGGUCGUACCAUCUGUAGUGUUAUAUAGUGAUCAUGUUGACCUUUGAUACCCAAUAC
This is a messenger RNA of Macroventuria anomochaeta, 3957 nucleotides long. RefSeq lists its product as uncharacterized. Gene Ontology annotation, cellular component: U2 snRNP; nucleus. Gene Ontology annotation, biological process: mRNA splicing, via spliceosome. Gene Ontology annotation, molecular function: protein binding; U2 snRNA binding. Lineage: Eukaryota; Fungi; Ascomycota; Dothideomycetes; Pleosporales; Didymellaceae. The record is from RefSeq and is a predicted model, not a curated record. The coding region runs from base 130 to 3864 and encodes 1244 amino acids. The transcript is spliced from 3 exons.